AUGCAUCUAAGCGUUCCAAAGAUGGCUGUGUACUGUGUAGGUAUAGGUGUACUGCACUCUAAUUACAAUAUUGUCCAAAAAACUAAACUCACUCCUGAAUCCUCCAUGUUCACUGGCGAAUGUCUUGGCCUAGUAAAAGCCAUAGAAUACAUCCUUCUACUAAAACUUCAAAAAACUGUAAUUUUGACAGAUUCACUGAGUUCUUUAAAUGCCCUAGCCCGGUUCCCGCUUGCUUUACAUUAUCAAUUCCCCGUCAUUUCCGAAAUUAGAAACUUGUAA
Messenger RNA from Pieris macdunnoughi, 279 nucleotides. NCBI's taxonomy places the organism in Eukaryota, Metazoa, Arthropoda, Insecta, Lepidoptera, Pieridae. The record is from the annotation of a GenBank genome assembly.